Hermetia illucens (black soldier fly) is the source of this 659-nucleotide messenger RNA. RefSeq lists its product as uncharacterized. Bases 56 to 559 code for a protein of 167 amino acids. The record is from RefSeq and is a predicted model, not a curated record. The transcript is spliced from 2 exons. Lineage: Eukaryota; Metazoa; Arthropoda; Insecta; Diptera; Stratiomyidae.
UGCACUGAUUCGUAGUUUUUAGUUUCUAUCAAAUAUUGAUCUGGUUUGUGCGAAAAUGACCACUUUAAUAACAGCUGUUGCGGCUUUGUCCGCUGUCCUCGUGGUUGGAGCUUCGUGUCCAAACGGAAGCACCCCACAUGGUGUCGAUAACGUUGCACUUGAAUUUAAAGGGAUGAAUACAACGAUGAACUCCCUAUUGGAAAAUUCUUUAGCUGAGGUGAUUUCAAAUUUGCGUAAUCAGUCCUUGGGAUGUUGGCCAUUCGGAUGUAAACGUACCUACACUUUUGGAAGCAGAGUUCCAGGCGAUUAUAUGGUAGGACACGGUGAAGCCCGCAGAGCAGCUAUCAUUCCGCAGGACAUUACCGUGAUCGUAUUGUACCCGGAAUCAGGGGAAUGUGGGAAAACAAUUUCGUACGUUGAAAUUCAGGCUACACAGCUUUUCAGGUUUGGAGGUGCUGACAUAUUGGAUGGAGGCAUUGGUCAACGUCAUAUUAAAAUUAGAGUUGUGGCGAAACUAACAAUCUUUAUAGACGUUGUGGCAUCCAUUUAUGGUUAUUGAUUAUUGUCACUAGACAAGAUAUAAUACCUGAAAAUGAAAUAUAUUUCACUAGCUGCAACGGUCACGUGAGUUAAUGAAAUGAUAUUAGUUGUGGUAAUAA